This is a messenger RNA of Schizosaccharomyces japonicus yFS275, 1346 nucleotides long. RefSeq names its product Vid24 family cytoplasmic vesicle protein. The record is from RefSeq and is a predicted model, not a curated record. The transcript has a single exon. Bases 673 to 1257 code for a protein of 194 amino acids. Lineage: Eukaryota; Fungi; Ascomycota; Schizosaccharomycetes; Schizosaccharomycetales; Schizosaccharomycetaceae.
ACCAUUUGUCACUUGUGUCUCCAAAGCAUAUACUAUAAUAUGACUGCUAGAAGAAAGCUACGAGUCAACCCCACUUAAACAGGUGUAAACCAUUGCCAUACCGGGUUACUAGUAAGGAGAAAAAUGAUUAUUCUCUUUACGCAAGUAUUAUCUGCCGUUUGGUUAAGUUAUGGGGAAGGUUUGUGUAAAUGUCAGGAUAACCACCAUGGACCGAGUUGCUCACUGCUGGCAUUUUAUGUCAAGAAGUAUACGUUUCCCCUAUAAGUCAAUUCUUAUUCGUUCAUAAUUGUUAUUCAUCUGUGAUAUUCUGUUCAAUUUAGCCGUAAUCUAUUACAUAGUGUCGUUCCUUAUAAGCGAUCAUACACUUCAAUUUUCAUAUACACAAAAGAAUCCUUGCACGAGACAAAUGUGCAGUUCGUUUUAUUUUUGCUUUACAAAAACAAGUGGACUAUUAUAAGGGACUAAGACCCCGGGAAUCUCCUUGAUAUCACGUAUAACAGUUUAGUUUUUAGCUGGAACAAAAUCUCGUAUUACUUCCCUCAAUACAGUUCAGAAAACAAACACAAGGCGCGGCCGUUAUUUAUAAAAUAGAGAGAACGCUGUUUUGCUGUUCUUUCACUUCAUGGAGAUUUAUCCUCAAAAUCUUUCACAAAAUUAUAAUUACCAAAUAGGAUGGAGUGCUUCUCAUUCUUACGGAAUGGAUCUGUAUUUCGCGGUAAACAAAUGUCUGAACGGGCCGAGUAUAACGUUCAUGUUACAAUUCUUCAUGUAAAUCUACGAGAGUCAAUGCUAUGUGGUUAUUUUCAUAUCGAUGAUGACGACGAACACAAUCUUCCCCUUCUGACGACCUACUUUGAGGCUGAAAUAAUUGGAGAGAAGUUUUCAUUUCUUACUAAAUGGCCUGAAUGGGGGGCAAAUGAGUCUAUUGAUUUCCGUCAUUGGAAAAAAUUGGGCGGUUUAGAUGACUCAAUAAAAAAUGAAUCUCAAAUGAAGAACUAUGUCAGACGUGAGCCGUACAAGCACGAUUUAAUAUUUAUGCGGUGGAAGGAAUUGGCGUUAUUUGAUCGUCCGGCUCCGGGAUCUAGACUUUCGCACGCUCCAAAAGCUGUCAGUUAUGAAGGUUUUUAUUACAUAGCUUUCAGGCAGAGCACUGGAGAGAUUACCGGCUACUACUACCACAACAAGUCUAAUCGUUACGAGUACCUAGAGUUUAAGCCAGUGAUUAACAAAACAUUCCCUCUUUAUGAAUUCAAUUAGUCCAAUUUCACCCUCCGCUUAAACGUCAUUACAUCGGUUACAAAACAAAAAUAAGAUACUUUUGCUCAUAUAAUUAUGGACACCAGCCU